CCAAAGGCUGCGGCAAUUGAAACAACGAAGCAGAGAAUUCGAUCCUGGAAACAACGAGCGAGGAACCAAAUUGCUGAUUACAAUUAGAAUGGAAGCGCCGCUUAAUACCCCAAAGAACAAGUACAGUGUAAUCAUUCCUACUUACAAUGAGCGGCUGAACAUUGCUCUCAUCGUCUACCUUAUUUUCAAGCACCUCCGGGACGUCGAUUUUGAAAUUAUAGUUGUGGACGAUGGAAGCCCCGAUGGCACUCAGGAUAUCGUAAAACAGUUGCAGAAAGUUUAUGGAGAGGAUCGGAUUCUAUUAAGAGCCAGGCCUAGUAAGCUGGGUUUAGGAACGGCUUAUAUUCAUGGUUUGAAACAUGCGUCUGGAAAUUUUGUUGUCAUCAUGGAUGCUGAUCUAUCACACCAUCCAAAAUAUCUGCCAAGCUUCAUCAGAAAGCAGUUAGAAACUGGUGCUGAUAUAGUCACCGGAACUCGUUAUGUCAAGGGUGGUGGUGUGCAUGGAUGGAAUCUUAUGCGCAAAUUAACAAGCAGAGGGGCAAAUGUUCUUGCACAAACCUUUUUAUGGCCUGGUGUUUCUGAUCUAACAGGAUCUUUUAGACUUUACAGGAAAUCAGUGCUUGAAGAUAUUAUUAGUUGCUGUGUUAGUAAGGGAUAUGUUUUUCAAAUGGAGAUGAUUGUCCGUGCUUCUAGAAAGGGUUACAAGAUUAAAGAGGUUCCAAUUACUUUCGUUGAUAGAGUAUUUGGGAGUUCGAAGCUUGGUGGAUCAGAGAUCGUUGAAUAUCUAAAAGGCCUUGCCUAUUUAUUAGUCACCACAUGAAAAAUAUAGAAACGAUAAUUCCUGGUAUACUCUGUUCUGUGCUCUGCAGAAGCUGGAUGUAGAUUUUCUAAUUCUAAUUUCUUUUUCGAACGAUCUUUACUUUUCUUUUGAAUCCCGCCAUUCCCUGCGUUAACUGACCUACUGUUAUGGGAACCUUCAUGUUUUUCCCA
Messenger RNA from Neltuma alba, 990 nucleotides. RefSeq names its product dolichol-phosphate mannosyltransferase subunit 1. The transcript is spliced from 8 exons. Bases 89 to 820 code for a protein of 243 amino acids. Gene Ontology annotation, cellular component: endoplasmic reticulum membrane. Gene Ontology annotation, biological process: GPI anchor biosynthetic process; dolichol-linked oligosaccharide biosynthetic process; protein O-linked glycosylation via mannose. Gene Ontology annotation, molecular function: dolichyl-phosphate beta-D-mannosyltransferase activity. Lineage: Eukaryota; Viridiplantae; Streptophyta; Magnoliopsida; Fabales; Fabaceae. The record is from RefSeq and is a predicted model, not a curated record.